Paramecium primaurelia is the source of this 759-nucleotide messenger RNA. The record is from the annotation of a GenBank genome assembly. NCBI's taxonomy places the organism in Eukaryota, Ciliophora, Oligohymenophorea, Peniculida, Parameciidae.
AUGUACUGGAUUCACUUGUAAAAUUUAUUAAUUAUAUAUAAUAGAUGGAUGAUCUAAAUAAAGAGAGUAACUCAUUAUAAUAGCAUCACUCUAUAUAAAUAGUUAAUUUUAAUAAUCUAAGAAGUCAUUAAAGCAUUUUGUCGGCAUCUCUUAAAAAAAUAAGAAAUUAUUUUUUUUAAUUUGAAUAUUAAGGAUUUAUCAUAUAAUUCUUUUUAUAGCUUUGAGUAUAUAGAGUACUCAGUUAAAAAAUACUUUUUGGAUCAACUACCUUUCUUUUAUUUGAUAGAAAACCUCUAAUUAAAAGAAGUUAAAAUCAAUUUCCCUAUUUUGGCCUAGUACUUCACCAGAUAUUCGUUUCAACACCAAAACUCAAGGUCUUAUUAAAGAAAAAAUAUUUAUUUAAUUUUUUGUACUAGAAAAAUGAAUGAGGUCUCAAAAAAAAUAAGUAAAAUAACACAUUUAAAUUUUUCAAAGUAAAACCUUUAAUUAAAAUUGUACUAUAUAAGCAAGAUAAUAUCUAAAGCAUUUUUAGAAGGUUAAUUAGAUCUAAUACCAUAUUCUAUUUUUCAGAUUAUGAUUCUCAUUAAAAUAAAACAAAUAAUAAUAAGAGGAUAUUAUCAAUAACCUAAAAAUAAAGUUCAAAUCAGACAAAAGCUCUUUAUUGUUAACAAUUAAUUAAGUACUUUCAGAAUUAAUUAUUUUGACUAAGAGAUUUGCAAGCCAGAUCCAAUUCUUGAUACGAUGAAUUUUAUUUUAUGA